Molecule: messenger RNA, 1440 nt
Organism: Leptosia nina
Lineage: Eukaryota; Metazoa; Arthropoda; Insecta; Lepidoptera; Pieridae
Source: the annotation of a GenBank genome assembly
AUGCAAGUUAUGGCAAAUAAAAGGAGUUCGGAUGCCGUCGUAAUGCCGAAAACUGCCGAAGUUAACGAAACCGAUCCUUUGGCGAUCGUGGCCGAGCAUGAUAACGAUGAUUGUACCGCUGUCGAAACUGUUGCAGUGGCGAGUUCGAAAACAUCUUCAGGUCUCAAACUUUCUAAUAAUUCUAGUGGCAUUAUCACAGUACCAGUGUCUUUGCCAGUUGGCGCCCUCGUGACGGGUUGUUCUUUCAAUGUUAUACCAUCUGAACCGUUGCCGCAUUUUAAGCCCAUGUUGUGCGUGGAUAAUGGGUUUAUUUCUAGUGGCUCGCUUAACCAGAAAACCAAACCAACACAUAUCGUCAUCCAGGAUUCGGUUGGAUCGACGUUGAAUGAUUCCAAAGACAGCGAAGAAGAAAUUUUGCCGUUCACUCGAAAUGCGAACAAUCAAUCCUGGCUGAAUGUGGCGAGUAUGCCCGUAUUACCUAUACGUUGUAAAAAUACUUCAGCAGAACUCCAUAAAUGUAAGUUGGGAUCCGGUGGUCGUGGUAAAUGUAUUUUUUAUCGUUCAGAGUGGUAUACACCAAGUGAAUUUGAGGCACUAUGUGGCAGGGCAUCUAGUAAAGACUGGAAAAGGUCUAUAAGAUUUGGUGGAAGAAGUAUUCAAACAUUAAUUGAAGAGGGCAUUCUCAAACCACAUGCCACAAGCUGCACUUGUGGUUCUUGUUGUGAUGACCUAACAGCUACUGGUCCUGUGAGAUUGUUCAAACCAUAUCAAAGAAAAAGACGUAAUCAAGACUCUGAAGAUGAUCAAGUAAAACUUUCAAGAAAGAAACGUAUUACAGAGGAUUCCAAUAUAGAUAACAUACAUCAGACAAGUAAUAGUAACUCCAAAGAGGACUGGCAAACUCUUGCAGUUGAUCUUGAUAAUAAUGAAGAUUAUAACUUAUUAACAGAUGAUCCAACUUCAGAGGAUAUCUCCACAUCAGUGGAGGAAAGGAAGGAAAUAGAAUUGCCUGACAUGAGUUCUGUAAUAAAGCGAAUUGAAGACAUAGGGCAAAUACUAUUAAAAUUAAACGGAGAAUUGAAGCAAUGUGCUGAAGAUGUGCGCCUGAUAAAUACAAGGCAAUUGGAGCAUAUAGAUCGCACCACUGAAUUACUUGCUGCUGCCACAAAUGCCUCCAGUGGUGUUGAUGGGCAAGUUGAUGGGGAGGAAGUAUCAUUGCAAAACUCAGAUAGUGAGGGUACAAAAAAGUGUGCCAAUUGUAACAGAGCAGCGUCGGCGGAAUGCUCUCUAUGUCGAAGAACGCCGUACUGUUCCACUUACUGCCAGAAAAAAGACUGGGCGUCACACCAAAUAGAUUGUUUGCGGAAUGUGCCUCAAGUCUUCAACUCGGAAGGCUCCUCGCACCAGUCGAUCAUGCUUAUAGUGGAAAAUCCACAAUAA